AGUAAAUAAUCAAACAAGAGGAAGCAAAUAAGGAAUCGAUAGUAGUAGGGUUUGGCGCUGCUUCUUCUUCCCCAAUACUACUACCACCACAACCUAAUCAAUUUUCUCAAUCAGCCAUCGAUUCUAACUCUAGAUUAAUCUUUUUAAUCCUAAUUAUUAAUUAAUCACCCCUACACAAACACUAAUCAGCUUAGUUAUAAUUAAAUCUCGUAAUAAACACACACUUAGAUGCUUUGAAUCUUCUAAUCUGGCCAUGGCACUUCCUCUCGGGAAGAUCACACUCAUCGUUGGUGCAGGUCUUAUUGGGUCGGUUCUUGCAAAAGAAGGACAGGGGUCAGGUGUCUCAGACUUUUUCUCAGGUGCUCUAAAGCUUGUUUUCAAGCAGCUAAAAAGUGACGAUGUCAAAACAUCAAGGGUCAAAGCACCUAAUGACUCUUUGUUGCAACAGGUUAACAGCCUGCGGCAGGAGCUGCAACUCUUGUCAUCUAAUAGACCUAUCACUAUUGUAACUUCUACUGGUUCAGAUGGUACAAAAUAUGGCGCCAUAGUUGUUGUGCUCGUGGUUGGAUAUGGAUAUGUUUGGUGGAAGGGUUGGAAACUUCCUAAUCUUAUGUUUGCAACGAGACGCAGUUUAUCCGAGGCAACUACUAAGAUAGCUAAAGAGCUUGAGAAUGUUUACUCCUCUAUUGCGUCCACCAAAAGGCAUUUAUCUUCAAAAAUUGAUCGCGUUGAUGCUGGUUUAGAUGAGACUGCAAAACUUACUGAUGCUACAAGGGGGGAGGUAUCUGAACUAAGAGAUGAUCUUAAAGUAGUUGGUGGAGAUGUUCGAUCAGUGCGCCAUGCAGUUCAAACACUGGAAACUAAACUUAGUAGAAUUGAAGGGAAGCAGAAUUAUACAGUAGAAAACGUAGUCAAGCUUGUGGAUUUUGCCUGGACUCUUGAAAAUGGCAGAAAUAAAGAACAGACUCAGGCAAUCCAGUCUACUCCAUCUAGGCCAGCCAUUGAAUUACCAGAAAUGACUGCUCCAUCCAUGAGUGGAUCUUCAACCCCCAAUCUUGCCCUGGAGUUACCCUCUCCUUCAGCUUCUGCUGAGUCUCAAAAGUCCAAGCGACCAUUGCAAACCGCUGUUUCAGGCUCUGGCUUAAAGGAUCUACAUGGAUCUCCCUCAGGGAGUCCUGCAGUUACAAACGGCGUUGAUGUAACAGAAGAAGCAAAUCAGAUUAAUUCAAGUUCCGGUGUUUUUGGGAGGUUGCAUUCGGGUUUCACUAGUGCAUUCAUUUCGAGAACCCGCAGCGCAAUGCCAUCACUCAAGUGACAUUACUAGACCUUUCAUUAUAUAUCAAUAAACUAUAGUGUAAAACUUGCAAAGAAAACCUGGCCCCAUUAUGAAGCUGAGACUGGGUGCUGAAUUUUUGUAGAGCUGCAUGCUGGAUAUGUAUAAAUAUAUUUAUCUAGGGCUGAGAAGCUUUUCAAACAGUCGGAAGUAAUUGUCCAUAUGUAUACACUGAAGGGAAGGGCUGAGUAGAGGGUUCUUUAGGGAGACCCGCUUUUGUCAAUUUAGUAGGCUUUUAUCGUUACUCAUUAGUUAAUCAAUUCUCAGGGCGCUCUCUGUUCUGUUAAGUA
Molecule: messenger RNA, 1623 nt
Organism: Daucus carota subsp. sativus
Lineage: Eukaryota; Viridiplantae; Streptophyta; Magnoliopsida; Apiales; Apiaceae
Exons: 14
Coding region: 254-1315 (353 amino acids)
Source: RefSeq, a predicted model, not a curated record